AUGCCUAGAUGGCUAGGCAUCUACCAGCUCAAAUUAUGUUUUCUAUACCGUUAUCAUUAUUAUUCUGAGGUGCCAAAUUCAAUUUCAAAGCAUAUAGGUCCAUCGACAUCAGAGCGUUUCAAUUUAAAUGGAACAACAACACGUCGUUUCCACCACACGCAGACGCCACGUAGUUCAAACGCACGCGUGCCACACGACACGCUUUACGAGGUUCGACGGCAAUUACCAAAUUGGAGUAGAAAGACGACGAUUUCUCAGUUCUCCGAUCAACGAGAUAAAAUGGAAGUGCAAAUCGAAGACUCUGGGAAGGCGAAGCAGAUGGUGGUGCUUCUAAUUGGUCCGCCUGGAAGCGGCAAAUCCACGUUUUGUGACACCGUUAUACGAUCUUCUCACCGCCCCUGGUCUCGCAUCUGUCAGGACAUUAUUAGCAAUGGGAAAGCAGGAACCAAAGCUCAGUGCCUAAAGAUGGCUAUGGAUUCUCUUAAGGAAGGCAAAAGCGUCUUUAUAGACAGAUGCAAUCUUGACAAGGCGCAGCGCUCGGAGUUCAUUAAGCUCGGUGGUCCUGAGGUUGAAGUCCAUGCAGUGGCUCUGGAGCUUCCUGCUCAGGUUUGUAUAUCUCGAUCAGUCAAAAGAACCGGUCACGAAGGAAAUCUGCAGGGCGGAAGAGCUGCAGCUGUUGUGAAUAAGAUGCUUCAGAGUAAAGAACUUCCCAAAGUGAACGAAGGGCUCUCUCGGAUUAUGUUUUGUUACAACGACGCAGAUGUUGAGAAUGCUGUUAAAACGUAUAGCGCGCUUGGCCCAAUGGAUAGUCUUCCUUCUGGCUGUUUUGGCCUAAAGAGUUCAGACACCAAAAGCCAACCUGGUAUCAUGAAGUUUUUUAAGAAAGUCACUGCGCUUCCUGCUUCAUCUUCUAAUGAAGUUACUGAAGCAACUCGCAGAGCUACUGAAGCUACUACUGAAGCAACUCGCAAAGCUGAUGAAAAGGUAGAAAAUUUCCGAGAUUCGCCAGCUAAGCUCGGUUCUGCUGAUAUUGUACCUACACUGGCGUUUCCGUCAAUUUCUACUGCGGAUUUCCAAUUUGAUCUUGAAAAGGCAGCUGAUAUCAUUGUCGAGACAGCCGAGGAAUUCCUGCCUAAACUUGGGACUGCACGGCUUGUCUUGGUCGACUUGAGCCACGGGUCAAAGAUUCUAUCUUUGGUCAAGGCUAAGGCUUCUCGGAAGAACCUUGAUUUAAGGAGGUUUUUCACAUUUGUCGGAGACAUAACUAAGCUUCAUUCAGAAGGUGGUUUGCACUACAAUGUUAUAGCUAAUGCUGCUAACUGGCGGCUUAAACCUGGAGGUGGAGGUGUAAACGCAGCGAUAUACAAAGCGGCUGGUCCAGAUCUCGAGGCUGCGACAAGAGCACGAGCAAACACUCUUCUUCCUGGAAAAGCCGUGGUGGUUCCUCUUCCUUCUACUUGUCCUUUGCAAAAUGCAGAAGGAAUCACACAUGUGAUACAUGUUCUAGGUCCAAACAUGAACCCAAACCGUCCAAACUUCCUUAACAACGACUACACCAAGGGCUGCAAAACUCUCCGGGAGGCUUACACAUCUCUCUUUGAAGGCUUCCUGUCGAUAGUACAGGAUCAAUCAAAGUUUCCCAAACGAAGCAGUCAAGCAACUAUGUCAGAUUCUGGUGAGAAUAUCAAUGAAGAAUCCGAGAGAAACACAAAAAAGUACAAGGAAGAUAAGGCCAUAGCUAACAGUUUGGAAUCUGGGGUUGUGGAUGAUACUAGAGACAGUGAUUUGAAAAUGAGUAAAGGGUGGAGCUCAUGGGCAUUGGCACUCUACAACAUUGCUAUGCACCCAGAGAAAUACGAGAAUGUCGUGCUUGAGUCUUCAGACGACAUUGUUGUGAUAAACGACCAGUACCCGAAGGCGCGGAAACACUUGCUAGUAGUGGCGAGACAGGAGAGUGUAGAUGGACUAGAGGAUGUCCGCAAGGAGAAUCUUCAACUUCUGCAGGAAAUGCACAAUGUUGGUCUCAAAUGGGUCGAGAAAUUCCAGAAAGAGGACGCAUCUCUUAUCUUCCGCCUUGGCUAUCACUCGGUUCCGUCCAUGCGACAACUACACUUGCACGUUAUAAGCCAAGAGUUUGAAUCAGAUAACUUGAAGAACAAGAAACACUGGAACUCAUUCACGUCCUCGUUCUUCCGUGACUCGGUCGAUGUGCUUGAAGAGGUUAAGAGCCAAGGAAAGGCCAAUGUGGCGAGCGAAGAUCUUUUGAAAGGUGAGCUUCGUUGCAAUCGGUGUAGAAGCGCACACCCGAAUAUUCCCAAGCUCAAAUCGCAUGUCAGAAUCUGCCGUUCUCACUUUCCUGACCAUUUACUCCAUAACAAUCGUCUUUUGGUUCGACCAGAGUAA
Molecule: messenger RNA, 2403 nt
Organism: Microthlaspi erraticum
Lineage: Eukaryota; Viridiplantae; Streptophyta; Magnoliopsida; Brassicales; Brassicaceae
Source: the annotation of a GenBank genome assembly